Messenger RNA from Enhydra lutris kenyoni (northern sea otter), 3777 nucleotides. Its product is annotated as PR/SET domain 16. The record is from RefSeq and is a predicted model, not a curated record. Gene Ontology annotation, molecular function: DNA-binding transcription factor activity, RNA polymerase II-specific; histone H3K9 methyltransferase activity; RNA polymerase II transcription regulatory region sequence-specific DNA binding. NCBI's taxonomy places the organism in Eukaryota, Metazoa, Chordata, Mammalia, Carnivora, Mustelidae. Gene Ontology annotation, biological process: regulation of transcription by RNA polymerase II. Gene Ontology annotation, cellular component: nucleus.
AUGGUUUCUAGGAGCAAGCUCAGAGAAGUGGCCAGAAGUGACGGCGACAUUGUAAAUAACAUGCAUGAGCCCGACCCGGACCUGCUGGCCGGCGAGAGCGCGGAAUACGAGACGGAGGACAGCGUGGUGUCCCCCAUCCCCAUGGGGCCGCCGUCCCCCUUCCCCACCAGCGAGGACUUCACCCCCAAGGAGGGCUCACCGUACGAAGCCCCCGUCUACAUUCCCGAGGACAUCCCCAUCCCGCCAGACUUUGAGCUCCGAGAGUCCUCCGUCCCAGGGGCCGGCCUGGGGAUCUGGGCCAAGAAGAGGAUGGAAAUCGGGGCGAGGUUUGGCCCUUACAUGGGGGCACCCCGGGCCACGUGGAAGGAGGCGGACUUUGGAUGGGAGCACAUGUUGGCGGAUGCGGAGGUGUCGUCCCAGGAGGGCUGCAUCCAAAAGAUCUCCGAAGACCUGAGCACGGAGAAGCUGUGCGCGGACGCAGGGCAGGCGGGCUCCGGCAGCUGGCUCAAGUACAUCCGGGUGGCGUGUUCCUGCGACGACCAGAACCUCACCAUGUGCCAGAUCAAUGAGCAGAUUUAUUAUAAAGUCAUCAAGGACAUUGAGCCUGGGGAGGAGCUGCUCGUGCACGUGAAGGAAGGCGCAUACUCCUUGGGGACGGUGCCCUCCAGUCUGGAUGCGGAGGAGCCCACUUUCCGCUGUGACGCCUGUGACGAGCUCUUCCAGUGCAAGACAGACCUGCGGCGCCACAAGAAGUACGCGUGCGGCUCGGUGGGGGCCCCGCUCUACGAGGGCCUGGCCGACGAGCUCAAGCCGGAGGGGCUCAGUGGCGGGGCGGGCGAGCAGGCCCACGAGUGCAAGGACUGCGAGCGGAUAUUCCCCAACAAGUACAGCCUGGAGCAGCACAUGGUUGUGCACACAGAGGAGCGGGAGUACAAGUGUGACCAGUGCCCCAAGGCCUUCAACUGGAAGUCCAACCUCAUCCGCCACCAGAUGUCCCAUGACAGCGGCAAGCGCUUCGAAUGUGAGAACUGCGUGAAGGUGUUCACCGACCCCAGCAACCUGCAGCGCCACAUCCGCUCCCAGCACGUGGGAGCCCGUGCUCACGCAUGCCCUGACUGCGGGAAGACGUUCGCCACCUCUUCGGGCCUCAAGCAGCACAAACACAUCCACAGCACGGUCAAACCUUUCAUAUGUGAGGUCUGCCACAAAUCCUACACCCAGUUCUCCAACCUGUGCCGGCACAAGCGGAUGCACGCUGACUGCCGCACGCAGAUCAGGUGCAAGGACUGCGGACAGAUGUUCAGCACCACCUCCUCCCUCAACAAACACCGGCGCUUCUGCGAGGGCAAGAACCACUACACGCCAGGUGGCGUCUUUGCCCCGGGCCUGCCCUUGAACCCCAGCCCCAUGAUGGACAAGGCGAAGCCCCCCCCCGGCCUCAACCACGCUGGCCUGGGCUUCAGCGAGUACUUCCCGUCCAGGCCGCACCCGGGCAGCCUGCCCUUCUCAGCGGCGCCCCCCGCCUUCCCCGCCCUCGCUCCGGGCUUCCCGGGCAUCUUCCCCCCAUCCCUGUACCCCCGGCCACCGUUGCUACCUCCCACACCACUGCUCAAGAGCCCCCUGAACCACACCCAGGACGCCAAGCUCCCCAGCCCCCUGGGGAACCCGGCGCUGCCCCUCGUCUCUGCCGUCAGCAACAGCGGCCAGGGCGCCACGGCCGCCACGGGACCCGAGGACAAGCUCGAGCAUCGCCUAGAGGACUCCUACGCUGAGAAGCUCAAGGCGAGAGGCAGCGACGUGUCGGACGGCAGUGACUUUGAGGACGUCAACACCACGACAGGGACCGACCUGGACACAAGCACGGGCACGGGCUCGGACCCGGACAGUGACGUGGACAGCGACCGGGAUAGGGCCAAGGACAAGGGCCAGGCGGCGGAGGGUGAGCCCGAGCGCGGGGGCGGCGCAGCGCCUCCAGGGGCCCCGAACAGCCUGGGCGAGGCGCCCGUCUUCUACUCCCAGCACGCCUUCUUCCCGCCGCCAGAUGAGCAGCUGCUGGCGGCCCCCGGCACCGCAGGCGACUCCAUCAAGGCCAUCGCCUCCAUCGCAGAGAAGUACUUCGGCCCCGGCUUCGUGGGCAUGCAGGAGAAGAAGCUGGGCUCGCUGCCCUACCACUCCGUCUUCCCCUUCCAGUUCCUGCCCAACUUCCCCCCCGCCCUCUGCCCCUUCGCGGACCGCUCCCUUGCCCACAACUUGCUGGUCAAGGCCGAGCCGAGGUCACCCCGGGACGCCCUCAAGGUGGGCGGCCCCAGUGCCGAGUCCCCCUUCGACCUCACCACCAAACCAAAAGAGGCCAAGCCCGUGCUGCCCGUGCCCAAGGCGCCCCCGGCCCCGGCGUCCGGGGAGGAGGAGCCGCUGGACCUGAGCAUCGGAGGCCGCGCCCGAGCCGGCCAGAACGGAGGGGGGCGAGAGCCGCGCAAGAACCACAUCUACGGGGAGCGCAAGCUGGGGACCGGGGACGGGCUGCCCAGGGCGUGCCCGGCACAGCUGCCCCAGCAGCCGUCCCUGCACUACGCCAAGCCGUCGCCCUUCUUCAUGGACCCGAUCUACAGCAGGGUGGAGAAGCGGAAGGUGACGGACCCCGUGGGAGUCCUGAAGGAGAAGUACCUGCGGCCGUCCCCGCUCCUCUUCCAUCCCCAGAUGUCCGCCAUCGAGACCAUGACAGACAAGCUGGAGAGCUUCGCGGCCAUGAAGGCGGACUCGGGCGCCUCCCUGCAGCCCCUCCCCCACCACCCCUUCAACUUCCGGUCCCCGCCCCCCACUCUCUCGGACCCCAUCCUCAGGAAGGGCAAGGAGCGCUACACCUGCAGGUACUGUGGCAAGAUCUUCCCCCGAUCAGCAAACCUCACGAGACACCUGAGGACACACACCGGGGAGCAGCCAUACAGGUGUAAGUACUGUGACCGCUCCUUCAGCAUCUCCUCCAACCUCCAGCGGCACGUGCGCAACAUUCACAACAAGGAGAAGCCCUUCCGGUGCCACCUGUGCAACCGCUGCUUCGGGCAGCAGACCAACCUUGACCGGCACCUCAAGAAGCACGAGCACGAGCACGCCCCAGUGAGCCAGCACUCCGGGGUCCUCACGAACCACCUAGGGACCAGUGCCUCCUCCCCCACCUCCGAGUCCGACAACCACGCACUUUUAGAUGAGAAAGAAGACUCCUAUUUCUCUGAAAUCAGAAACUUUAUUGCCAACAGUGAGAUGAACCAAGCAACAACACGAACGGAUAAACGGCCGGAGGCCCAGGACCUGGACAGCGGCUCCCAAUGCCCGGGCCUGGCCAGCGGGAAGCCUGAGGACGCGGAGGAGGAGGAGGAGGAGGAGGAGGAGGACGACGAUGACAGUCUGGCGGGGAAGUCCCAGGGUGACCCCGUGUCCCCCACGCCGGAGCCCCAGGGCGCCUACGAGGACGAGGAGGAUGAGGAGCCGCCCACCUCCCUGGCCGUGGGCUUCGAGCACACACGAAGGUGUGCUCAGGAGCGGCCGGGCGGUCUGUUGGCUUUGGAGCCGAUGCCGACUUUUGGGAAGGGGCUGGACCUCCGCAGAGCAGCUGAGGAAGCAUUUGAAGUUAAAGAUGUGCUUAAUGCCACACUAGGUUCUGAGGCCCUAAAGCAGACACUGUACAGGCAGGCUAAGAACCAGAGCCCUCUGGAUGCUUGGUUGAACAUCACAGGAGCCACGCCGGAGUCUGGAGCCUUUAACCCCAUCAACCACCUCUGA